Messenger RNA from Pogonomyrmex barbatus (red harvester ant), 1925 nucleotides. It is a transcript of the gene morgue, whose product is annotated as modifier of rpr and grim, ubiquitously expressed. NCBI's taxonomy places the organism in Eukaryota, Metazoa, Arthropoda, Insecta, Hymenoptera, Formicidae. Gene Ontology annotation, molecular function: protein binding. The record is from RefSeq and is a predicted model, not a curated record.
GCGACAAUUCCAUACGGCAGAUUGCGAACGAUUGUUACAAAAUGGCAGGCGACAAGAUUGUUGACUGCACGCAAAACGGUAACAGUGAAAAAAUAAGCGAGAAUGGUGACUUGAGUCUUAGUCUGAAUCUGGAGGACGAUUUGGUCGAGUCAAUCGAAUAUAUCCCCUGCCCCGAAUUUCAAUUCUUGACAACAGCAUGUUACAUUUGUAAUGGAUAUUACGGUCCAUGUUUCGAGGAACCAGUCUGCGCCACAUGUCAUGCAUUUUUAUUUCCAAAUGAUAUAGAUCUGCUGCAAGUGCCAAUUUUCAGUGAAAAAACAGAUGAUGAAGAUUCAGGAAAUGACGAGCCAACUGACUUAUAUUAUAAUCAUGAAAGAAGGACAAGUCAACAACAGCAGAAUUCUCCGCAGAGCGUCAAUACCCCAAAUAUACAACAAAAUCCACUCAAUCAUAAUGCGAAUGUUUCACGUAGAUGUUACACGCAAUAUCAAAAUGCAGCGCCUCAAUGCAAUUAUCACAUGCUUCAGAGUAAUUCAAACAGCAAUUCCGUUGACAAAUGUGUAACAGCAUUCGCGCGGAACGUGCCAGCGCCAUGCGAUGCGAAUCUCGACCUCCAGAGUAUGAUCUGUCGAACGAGAAGCGACUAUCAUCAAGACUAUGCUAACAGAAAUGAUCGAAACGCACAGGAUAGAAUGGAAGAAAAUUUACGGAGUACACCAGAAACGUUUGCGUUAGGCCAUGAUGGUCAGAACAAUGAACCUGGAAAUAAUGCUAUGCAAUAUCAUUGGAAUUACAAAGUUUGCGAAGAUGUGGGCGAACCAUCGCGAUCGUACAAUCUAUCCGAACGGCUCGAAAUACUAUCAAAUCAUAAACAUAUCGAACAUGAGCCCAUCAACGAGCCAGGUCUGGUAGAGAGACUGCCACCUGAAGUACUACUUGCUAUUUUCUCACAUCUAGAUGAUAUCAGCCUUUGGUCAGCAGCAAAUGUAUGUCGACGAUGGUGUGGUCUGCUAUCGACGCAUGUUACGCAGUUACAGUGGAAGCAACAUGUGAAAUUGCGCUGGCCUCUGUAUAAACCAAUUAGUUUUGUCAGGAAUUGGUAUAAAAUAUAUGAUUAUCUAGCCUCCUCGGCGCCAUGUCGAACUUGCUUGGCACAGACUUCCCUGCGAUCAAGACCUCCCAGGAUGGAAGAAAAUUCUUGGCGAAGAAACAGGCUGCGUAGUGAACUCAAGAGCUUACGGAUUGAUCCACCUGAAGGUAUCGAAGCGAUGCCUCUUGAUCAUAUGUGUUGUCAUUGGCAAGCCACUAUUACAGGACCAGUGGGAAGUCCAUACGAGGGAGGAUUGUUUUAUUUAUAUCUACAAGUACCAUUCAGUUAUCCCAUGUGUCCACCUGUGGUUCGAUUUUUAACAAAAAUACUUCAUCCGAACGUGUCGAGACACGGAGACGUUGGCAUAGACUCGAUACAUCAUAAUUGGUCAUUAGCGUUGACGAUAUCUAAAGUCCUUAUCAGUGUACAAAGUCUGCUUACAGACCCAUACUGCCAAGUGUGUAUGGAACCAGAAUUGGGAGAGAUGUAUAUGAACGAUCGUGAGAAAUUCGAGGAGGUAGCGAGAGCAUGGACAUGGAGAUACGCGAUGCACGAUAUUGUAACGCCGCUCUAGUGCAUCAGAAUAAAUCGCAAUUAAUCUGUGUAAUUAAUAUUUAGAUAUUAAUUAGCAUAUAGAUGUCAAUCUAUAAAUUAUUUAAUAAGUUGAUAAUGAAAUUUGUGAUAUUUUAUGCUAAGAAAAACAGAAGAUCUACCGAGAAUAUCUAUGUAUUUAUAAGAAUUAUUUGUUAAUCACACAAUCGUAUACUAGCGAAAUCAGAAUGGAACCUUUUUUAUCCCAAAGUUCAUUAUAAAAUAUAUACAUUAAUAUUCUUCA